AUGCACUAAUAAAAUACUAGCGUUAAUAUAAAAUCAUACUCAAAAAAUUUAGAUAAUAAUAAAUAAAAAUAAAUUUGGUUUUUUAGCAAGAAUGAAUAAUUUUAAGAAAACCAUUUUUUUAAUUCAGAUUUAGUAAAAAAAUUGCUAGAUUAUGAGUGGUCAAAUAAUGUCUUAAAUUUACACAAUAUCAAGAGAUCCCUUCUUCUUAUUUACAAAGAAUUCGAAUAUGAAUACUAUAAAAUGGAGGAUUAUGAAAGAGUUAAGCAAGAAACAAAUCAAAUUUCUAAUGAAGCAAUUAAAGUAUUGAUAAAAAUUUUGAAAAAUAAAGGAAUUAGAAUGCUUGCUUAUGAUUCUACUGUGCCAGAAAUAUACAAUUAAAUUGCAUAGAUUUCAGAAAUGUUUUUAUGCAUCUUAUAUCAAGCUAAGAUCUUAGAAUGCUAUAAGUUAUGCAUCUUUUAAUCAAGCAAUUCAACAUAAAUAGAUUAAUUAAUGCAAAAUGAAAUUGAAUAAAGUUUUUUACAGUAGCAAUUUAUUAAAAUAUUUCAAGAAAAUGGAAUAGUUCCAACUCACAUAACAUUUUAUUGCAUUGAAAAAAUUAAAUUAGAAAAUGCAGUUUAAUAUUUUUUAUAUUUUGAUGUGGUUGAAUAGUAAAUUGCCAAUUUGUUUCUUUAAAAAUCUUUAAGUUUUGGUAGAAGAUUAUUUGAUUGUUAUCAUAAAUAAUAAGAAACUAUAAUUCAAAAGAUCAUAAAUUUUGCUAUUUUCGAUUAAUAGGUUUUUUUCAGUUUAGCACAAAGAUAAUCUCCUGAAGGACAAAAUGAAUAAAUUGUAUACAAGAUAGCAGGAAUAUGGCCUGAUAACAUAGAUGAAGUGAUGUCUGCAAAGAUAAAUGAGCUUUUUUUAGACUAUGGGAAUUAAUCAAGUGAAGAUUUGAAAAAUAAUUUUUCAAUCUAAAUAAGUAAAGACACAAAAAAUCUAAAAGAAUAAGAUUAUAUUGAAAUCGAUACAAAAGAAUAUAAAUACUCUGUUAAGCUGUAGGUUUCAUAAAAUACUUAGUUUAGAUACUAUUCUUAAAACCUCUGCUAAAAUUAGCUAGAUUUUAGGUGUUUAUAGCCAUCUACAAUACAAAUUAUUCUAGAAUAAUUAUUCAAUCCAUCUUAUUUUGAAGUCCCAUCAAAUUAAAGUGGGUCAUUCAUUAGCUCAUAAUAAAGUUAUUUCAAAGAAUUUUUGGAUCAAUUCUAAUAAAGUUCAAAUAGAUAAAAUCCCACAUAAGUUAUUAAUGAAAAUAGAAGUUUUUUUCAAAUCAAUAAUGAUAUUUUAUAAUGUGUGCUUUAUAUUGUGAAACUUUUUGGGUUAUAGGAUUUAGAAAGCAUAAAUAUAAAUAAAAAAAAGCAAAAUAAUGAAAUAACUAAAGAGGAGCUAGAUGAAUACUAUACAAAUAAAAAGUAUGAAUUUAUUGAUUUUAAUAAUUGUAGAUUAAAGUAUUGCUUGUCUAUUUUCUAUGAAACCUUUUCUGAUUUACCAGUUAUUACAGACUAAGAGCUAUCAAAUAAAUUGUAAUAGUAGUAAGAGAUAGAUAAGAAAAAUUUUAUAGAAAACUAAUCUUUAUAAAAAAGUAAAAAAAAAAAGUUUCAUAAAGACAGAAGAAUAAAGUAGAUAGAAUUAAUAAAAAAUGUAUGUUUAAGUAGCUCCAAAGAAUUGUACUUUUUACAAGAAUACAAUGAAAUUGAGAAUGUACUGAAAUAAAAUUAAAAAUAUUAAAAUUUGUAAUAAGAUGAGUUUAAGCUCAUUUAAAAUAUUUUUAUUCACAUCUUUAGCAUUUAAAAAUGUAAAAAUCUAAUUUGGUGUAAAAAGAUAACACUUCAGGGUUUUAAUGGAUAGAAACCUGAUCAGGGUUAAGUAUCUGAAAGAACCAUGUAGUUUUUUUUAUCUUAAACAAAUGAUGUUUAAUACUAAAACUUAGAUCACUAAAUAUAAAUUUUUAAAUAUAAAUUUAAUGCUGAAAACGAUAGCUGUUAUAUCUACUUUGAUAUUAAAUCAAAACAAUUAGUGAAGCACAUUAAUUCAAUGAUCCAAAAAAAUUAAAUUCAAACCAAUAUAUCUUUAUUAGGAAUAAAAACAAUAAUUCCAAUAAGAUAUCUCAAAUAGUAAAAAAAUGAAAUUAUUAACCAAAUAAAACCAGAAGAUUAAACAAGAUUUAGCAUAACUUACUAUACUAAUCCUGUAUUUUACUACGUUAAAGAUAAAAAAAAGUAAGUUUAUUGCUAAAUUAUUGGUGAGAGGCAUGGAAAUAAGCUUUUAAACUAAAAAAGUGAGAUAAAAAAUGAUUAAUGCAUAACAUUCAUGGAGGAGCAUUCUCACUUAUAAGGAGAUACAAGCUACCUACGAGAUUUAAUCGAACAUCUAAAUAGAAAGCAUUAUGAUCAAGGGAGAAGCUAAAGUAAAAAUCCUUAAUUUGCGAGAAGCAUUCUUUAUUCCCCAGAAUAAAAUAAUCAUAUCAGUGAAUUUUAAUUACUUCAUACAUAAGAAAUCUAAGGUUAAAUAAAGCUUUUAAAGUACUAUAUUAAACCAAUCAUUAAAGAUCUCACUUCAUCCUAUAAAUUUUACGAGUUCAAUAGCCAAGACAUAUAUGAUCCUGAUUGGUGGCUAACUGGGUGGCCACUUUUAUAUAGAAGUGUUUUUGAUAUGGGAGAUGAUUAAGGGUAUUUUAUUUUUAGCGAUGAUCCCAAUUAUAUCUUAUAGCAAAGGCAAAAAGAGAAAAAGAGCAAUGAAGAAAUAGAAAAUCCAUUUUAUUUUUAUGUUUGCUCCAUAGAUCCUAGGUUUGAUAACUUUUAGCUAAUUGAAUCGAAUCACUAUGCUAAGAUCCCAAGUUAUUACUGUAGAAUAAGAUGUAUCAUAUUUUCAUAAAGAUAAAAUAGUUGUUCAAUAUUUUGA
Messenger RNA from Tetrahymena thermophila SB210, 2931 nucleotides. RefSeq lists its product as hypothetical. NCBI's taxonomy places the organism in Eukaryota, Ciliophora, Oligohymenophorea, Hymenostomatida, Tetrahymenidae. The transcript is spliced from 3 exons. The record is from RefSeq and is a predicted model, not a curated record.